Molecule: messenger RNA, 1746 nt
Organism: Lucilia cuprina (Australian sheep blowfly)
Lineage: Eukaryota; Metazoa; Arthropoda; Insecta; Diptera; Calliphoridae
Gene: pall
Product: F-box only protein 28
Exons: 4
Coding region: 183-1514 (443 amino acids)
Biological process (GO): protein polyubiquitination
Molecular function (GO): protein binding
Source: RefSeq, a predicted model, not a curated record
UUUGUUGGUGUAAUCACGACUUUGCAAAAUAUUUAAUUAUUUUCGUCUUCUUCAUUGUUUUAUUUAUCGUUCAAAACAUUCUAGAUCCAAAAACAUUAGAAAGAUUAGGAAAACACGUUAAGGGAUAAUACUUAACAAAUUUUUCCACAAAAUUUUUAAAAUCUUUUCAAGAAGACGCAAAAAUGAAUAUUUUCGAUUUGCCAAAUGUGAUGUUAAUCGAAAUUUUCGAGUACCUCAGUUACGACGAAGUGUCCAAAAAAAGACUGGUGAGUAGGAGGCAAAAACAAAGGAUGAAAAACCAAGUAUGUAGACGUUUCGACCAAAUCGCCCAACAAGUUCUCAAUGGAGGCUUCAAUAAGGUCAUUAAGCAACACAGUGUUAGUUUCAAACGCAUCAAAGCUUUAUUGCCAAGACGGGAGUCGGAGAGACGAAAUCACUGCCUAGCACGUCAUGCAGAUAUACUUACUUCCAUUGAAACCAGAAUCUCGAUGCUAUCCAUGACUUAUACUAAAUAUAUGGACUUAAAUCUAUGCUGCUUUAUACCCGGUCGUGUACUUGAUGAAAUCUUUCGCAUUUUACGUUUAAUAUCGAAAACUAAUAAACCACUGAGGCCUCACGAGGUUUUGCAAGAGUUACGUGACAUUUCAUCGAUGGCCAUCGAGCAUUUUGAUGAAAAGAUUGCCAAUAAUCUUAAGAAAACAUUUGCCGACUCCAGUAAAAUGUGUGGUGGUAGUGGUUAUUGUGCGGAUACUAGACGUUUGGCAGCGACUAGUGGUUUGGGUAAUAUAUCGUUCAGUGGCAUGGGAACUUCAACUCCCGCAACAUUUAAUAGUGCCGCAGUCUCUAUAUACGGUAAUAAUUCAUAUGUUCUGGAACCUCUUACACAACGUUUAGGUUUUAUUGGGGAACGUCUAAGUGGAAAUUCACUAAAAACAACAUUGAAUGAAAGCGAACCUGUUCAGUCUUCAUUGCCAUCAACAUCUGCAGGAUUUCUGGAACAUUAUCAACAUCCUGUUGGAGGCUGCCCAGAAGCUCGCACAACAAUGAUGUAUUUUAAGAAACUAGAAACUGAAUAUAAGAAGGGAAUUGUCAAGAUGCAUCGUAUGCAGCAGGUGCAAAAUCUACAAAAUAAAAGAUUGCAACAAACUUUAAGUUCAGUUGCCGAAUUAAACGUACAAAUUGUGGAAUUAAAGAAACGUUUGGAAGAUGUCGAUGCCAAAAAUCGCGAAAUAUCGGCCAAUAUAAGACAUAUUAGUGGUGGUGAGCCCACUAAAGCUGAAAAUGUAAAUGCUACAACAGCAAAUAAAAUUGAUAGCAAUAAUGAUGCUAAGGAUGAAAAAGCUUCAACUAGCCCCACUACAAGCAGCUCUGUAACAAUGACAUCGGAUAACAAUUCAAAGAAAAGACGUAUCGAUGAUGAUGGCCAAUUGCUUACUAAACCAAUAGAAGAUGCUAUUGACAAACCUGAAGAAAACUGUGAUCUACAAGUGAAAAAACCCAAACUGCAAUCCUAAAUUGAUCAAAAAAAAAAAAAAAAAAAAAAAUUGAAGUAUUUAAAUAAUUCUAGUGUUUUUGAGUUCGCUAUAACAUCUAUCAAUCAAAUUCUAUUAGUUAUAAUUUUCAUAUGCAUACAUUAUUUUUUACAUGUAUUUCAUUACUUUUUUUUUAAUAUUUAAAAAAAUAUAGAUACAUAUAUGUACUAAAUUAAUAUAUAUUUUGUAAUAAAAAUAUAUGUAUAUACAUAAA